Molecule: messenger RNA, 1882 nt
Organism: Echinops telfairi (small Madagascar hedgehog)
Lineage: Eukaryota; Metazoa; Chordata; Mammalia; Afrosoricida; Tenrecidae
Gene: HIBCH
Product: 3-hydroxyisobutyryl-CoA hydrolase
Exons: 14
Coding region: 101-1261 (386 amino acids)
Biological process (GO): L-valine catabolic process
Cellular component (GO): mitochondrion
Molecular function (GO): 3-hydroxyisobutyryl-CoA hydrolase activity
Source: RefSeq, a predicted model, not a curated record
AUCGCUCUCCGCCGGCUGGCGCGGGGCGGGUCUGACGUGAGGCGCACAGUGACCCAGGCAUACCAACCCUGCCUGCUGCAGGCUCUCGAGUCUUGUAGCCAUGGGAUUAUCGGAGGUGUGGAGGCUCUCGUCGAGAUUUAACUCAUUUAAAAGGACUCAAGUUAUACUGCAGCAUUUGGGAAUGUUCAAACACACCGAUGCAGUAGAAGAGGUGCUGAUGGAAAGAAAAGGUUGUGCAGGAGUGAUUACGCUCAACAGACCCAAGUUCCUGAACGCACUGUCUCUGAAUAUGGUUCAGCGGAUUUAUCCACAAUUAAAGAAGUGGGAGCAAGAUCCAGAAACUUUCCUGAUCAUUAUAAAGGGAGCUGGAGAGAAGGCUUUCUGUGCUGGUGGUGAUAUCAAAGCGGUCUCAGAAGCUGGAAAGAUGAAGCAGAAGCAGAGUCAAGAUUUCUUCAAGGCAGAAUAUACCGUGAACAAUGCUAUUGGUUCUUGCCAGAAACCAUUUGUUGCACUUAUUCAUGGGAUUACAAUGGGUGGGGGAGUUGGUCUCUCAGUUCAUGGACAUUUCCGAGUGGCUACGGAAAAGACUGUCUUUGCAAUGCCAGAAACAGCAAUUGGACUAUUCCCUGAUGUGGGUGGAGGUUAUUUCUUGCCAAGGCUUCAAGGAAAACUUGGAUACUUCCUGGCAUUAACAGGGUUCAGACUGAAAGGAAGAGAUGUGCUCAAGGCAGGAAUUGCUACACACUUUGUAGACUCUGAUAAGUUGGACAUGUUAGAGAAAGAUUUAUUAGCUCUGAAGUCUCCUUCCAAAGAAAAUAUUGCAGAUGUCUUGGAAACUUAUCAGACAAAGUCCAAGAUCAAUCAAGACACAUCUUUCAUACUGGAGGAACAUUUGGAUAAAAUAAACAGUUGUUUUUCAGGCAGUACGGUGGAGCAGAUUAUUGCGAAUUUACAGCAAGAUGGUUCGUCUUUUGCCCUCGAGCAGUUGAAGCUAAUUAGUAAGAUGUCUCCGACUUCCCUGAAGAUCACCCUGAAGCAGCUCACGGAAGGGUCUUCAAAGACGCUGCGCGACGUCCUAAUUAUGGAAUAUCGGAUGAGCCAAGCGUGUAUGGGAGGCCAUGAUUUUCACGAGGGCGUUAGAGCGGUUUUAAUAGAUAAAGACCAGAGUCCGAAGUGGAAACCAGCUGAUCUAAAAGAAGUUACAGAAGAAGAUGUGGACAGUUACUUUAAAUCUCUGGGAAGCAAUGAUCUGAAACUUUGAGGUGACUUCCCUUUGAAGCUGGUGUUUUGAAGCAGGUGAUGGCAAACUGUGGCCUGCAGGCCAAACCUGGUCUUGCCCAUUUUGAUACAGCAGUUAAGCUAAAAUAGUUACUCCAUGUUUUUAAGUGGAUGCGGGGUGAGGGGAUCAAAGGCUUCUUUUGUGACAAAUAGAAAUAUAUUCAAACUUUAGUGUCUUGUCAGCAGCGUCAUUGGCUCUCGUUGUUCGUGGCUGUCUGUUGCUUGGUGCUACAGCGGGCAGAGCUGAGUAGCUGCAACAGACGCCAAGCGGCCUGCAAAGCCCGAGGUCUGGUACUGGCGGGCUCGUUCCAGCGUUUGCCCACACCUAUUUUUGAAGAUGGAAAGAUUUAAAGGGCUUGAGAUUCUCUUGGGUCAGUAUCUCUAACUGAAAUGGGAACUUUGUGUUUUGUCUUGGGGCGGUGGCUUACGUGUUUAUUAAAUAACAUAUGGUGUGUUUAUAAAUUUAACAAAAUUAAUGGACUGAAAAAGUUUUUAUUCUUCUGUUAAUGCAAUUUUCUUCACAUAGAACUCCAAGUGUUCCUUUCAUGACACUGGAAAUUCCUGGUGAUGAGAAAGGUUUUAAUAAAGUUCUUUCUCUCUGCCA